AUGUCGUCGGGGUUCAAGACGCCGCCGAACUACAGAGAUUCCGCAAAAGCCAACAAAACCGCUGCAGACGCGAUAAUUGAUGUGCUCAAGGAGGGCGGCCAAGAGACAGAGAAAAGACAGGAAGAAGGAGAAUUGGUUGUCGGCAAUUUGCUCAGCGGACGGAAGUUAUACCUUGCUCUGGCAGGCCUCGAUGCCCUCUUAUUCAUUGCCGCGCUAGAUCUGACAAUUAUCGCAACGGUCUACGUGGAAAUUGCCAACAGCUUCAACUCGCUGUCUCGAGCCGAGUGGACAGUGACAUCGUACAUGCUGGCGUCCACAGCAAUCCAGCCGCUCUUUGGCAAGUUCAGCGAUAUUAUGGGGCGCGCCGAGGCCAUUGUUGUCUCGGUGUUAUUGUUUGCCGUGGGCUCUGUUAUGUGCGCAAUGUCGCGCUCCAUGGAUAUGCUGAUUGCCAGCCGCGCAGUGCAAGGGUUGGGCGGCGGCGGCAUUAUGAGCCUGAUAUUCAUAGUUAUUGCCGAUGUGCUGAGCGAGCGCGAGCGCGGCAAGUACAUUGGCGUAUUUACGUGCACAUGGGGGUUUGCCUCGGCCAUAGCGCCGAUUUUGGGCGGUAUUAUCGUGCAGAGGUCCGACUGGCGGCUGAUAUUCUGGAUCAACCUGCCCGUCUGCGCCUUGGCUCUCGGCCUGGUUCUCUUCUUCAUGCGGCUUCCACGGCCCACCGGGUCGAUACGCCAAAAAUUGAAAAAGAUCGACUUCCUCGGCACAACCAUCUUUCUGGCCGGCGCACUGCCCUUUCUUCUGGGCCUCUCGUGGGGCGGGCGCGAGUACAGCUGGACGUCCCCUCUGGUGCUCGGAUGCGUCAUCGGGGGCAUGCUGGCCCUCAUUGUGUUUCUGCUCUUUGAAUGGUAUGUCCCACAAGAGCCCAUCAUUCCGUCGCGGCUACUGGGCGUGCGCAAUGUGGCCCUUUCCGCUGUAGGGCACUUUUUCUACGGCGCAGCGGCCUACGGGCCCAUCGUCUUUGUGCCGCAAUGGGCGCUGAUCGUCCGCGGCGUCAGUGCAAUAUCCGCCGGCGCGCACCUCCUGCCGUUCACUAUCGGCACCAUCGUGACAUCCGUCCUGGGCGGCUUUGUAAUGACACGCACGGGCCGCUACCGCCGCCUGAUUAUGUCGGGCGCCGUUCUCCUGGCCAUCGGCAACUCGCUGCUCGUGCUCUUCGACCAAAAGAUAUCGAUGACCUUGCAAUCGGUCAUCCUGGUGCUCUGCGGACUGGGCGCCGGCGCCUGCAUCCAGCCCAUUAUGAUGGCAGCCCAAGCAUCUGUUUCGGGCCACGAUAUGGCUGCCGUAACCACCCUUUGUGCAUUCCUCCGGUCUCUCGGUGGCAUCAUCUGCGUGGCUGUGCUGAGCUCCAUCAUGCACAGCGUUAUUAAGGACGGGCUGACCGAUUUGGCGAUGGAAUAUCCGCAGUUUAUAUUUACUAUUUUGGAGGUUGCUGAGAACCAGAGUGUCAUCUAUUCGGAUGGCGUGUCGCCCGAGUUGAGGGCCAUGAUUGUGGCUAUAUUCAUGGGUGCUAUGCGGCUGGCGUUCUUUGCGCUGAUUCCGUUCUCGGUUCUGUUGGUUCUGGUUACGCUGGGGUUCAAGCACGCUGAGCUGGGUCGGCAGCGCAAGCAGACUAUUGAAUGA
Messenger RNA from Kickxella alabastrina, 1674 nucleotides. Its product is annotated as major facilitator superfamily-domain-containing protein. The record is from RefSeq and is a predicted model, not a curated record. The transcript has a single exon. Gene Ontology annotation, biological process: transmembrane transport. Lineage: Eukaryota; Fungi; Kickxellomycota; Kickxellomycetes; Kickxellales; Kickxellaceae. Gene Ontology annotation, molecular function: transmembrane transporter activity. The coding region runs from base 1 to 1674 and encodes 557 amino acids.